CUUUUGAUGCUUAGGCUUUGGCUUACUUGAGUCAGAUUUUGAAUAAAAAAAUACAUUUUUUAAAUGGUGUAGCAUCCUAAUUAAUUAUAAAAUGGAGCUUAUUUACUCUAUGAGACGUAAACCUUUAAAAUGUGAACCGCCCCACUUCGACAUCACAUCAGAUCCAGAAAUAAUUAGGCCUAUUUGUACUAUAUCUACUUGCAAUAUCAUUGCUUUCACAUCGUUGACGGAGCUGUCCGACUGUGAUGGGGACACUUGGGGUGGUCACGUCUAUGUUUGUGAUCUUGACACACCGUGGGAUAGCCAUAAAGUUACUAGCACUGUACAUCCUAUAUCAGCAUUAGAAUGGGAUGGUGAGGGAAAGCAGCUGUUAGUAGCCACUACAGUGGGAGAGGUGUCUGUGUACGGCCAGAAAGACUUUCUCCUUAAUGAAUGGACAUGUUUGUACACUGCUACCUUCCCAGGCGAACACAUAAUUAAGGCAACAUUUUUCCACAAUGGUCGAAGAGUUCUAGCAUUAGAAAAGAAACCGGAUGCUCCGGUUAGUGAAAGAAUACAAAUCCUGAGGUCAACGCCAACUUUGAAAGGCUUCGGUGGUGUCGCGUGUCGCGGUGCGUGUGUCAUAUCAAGCACAGGACUGGUGGGUGCGCUGCAAGCAGGAGAGGGGACACGUGCACAAGUCGCCAGCGACUGCCUUCGUUCGCCGCGAGACCACAUCUGUGCUGCUUCCAUCGCGCAUAAAAACGGAAACCUGCUGGUGGCGGCGGCGUGGCGGCGCGGCUCCAAGCGCGGCGUGCGCUGCGCGGUGUGCUCCGUGCUGCGCUCCAACACCUCGCGCGCCUCCCCGCUGGCCGUGCAGCUGCAGCCGCUGCCGACCGUCUACCUGCUGGACGACGACAUCUCGCCCGUGUCAUUGUGUUGGUGGCUCCGGGACGACACGGACGCCCUCCUCAUCGCUGGGAACAAUUUAACUCUAUGGAAACUCACGGAGCGAUCUUAUCCAGUACACAAGUUACUAUCGAAAGGCCCAGUACAAGGAAGCACGACGCCUGGUGGUGGACCUAAAACUUUGGAUUGUUUUAAUACUGUAUCGUGGCAGCAGGCGGCGGCGUGGCCGCUGGAGGGCGGGGAGAGCGCCACGCACGUGUGCGCCGCGCGCCUGCCGCCCGCCGCGCACGCCGUGCUCGCCACCCCGCGCGCGCUGCACCUGCUGCCGCGAGACACGCACCACUAUCUGGUUUCCCGUCCAAUCGUGUCAAAUGGCACUUCAGCACCGGAAACGGCGGCCGGCGCGGGGACGCCUCCCAAGAAGACCAAGUACGGGCCCGGACUAGCGCCGCAGAGCGGCGGCUCGGCCACGGUGUGGUGCGCGGAGCUGUCGGCGCUGGGCAGCGUGGCGGUGGCGCUGGACUCGCGCUCGCAGCUGCACGUGUACAAGCUGCUGCAGCCCGCGCCCGACGUGCCGACUCCGCUGUCAGUACAGCACGUAACGUCACUGCUCGAGUACUCCAUGGUGUCUGGGUACGACUGCCUCGACGUACUGAUGACCCUCAAAUCGAAUAUCGUUGAAGCUGUAUACGAGAGAUUAACGGAGAAUUUCCAAAGACAAGCGCAGUCGUUCCAACAGUAUUACUAUCACAGCUGGCUUAAGCUAAGAAUUUCCCUGUGCAGCCUGUCGGGCGCCUGGCAGAGCAGCGCGGCGGCGCUGUCGGCGCAGCAGCUGUGCGGCGCGGCGUGGGCGGCGUGCGCCGGCGCGCUGCGCGACGACAAGCCCGACGCGCUGGCCGCGCUCGCCGCGCUGCUGGACGACCACGCGCCGCCCGACCUCGACAAGAAUCUCCUAGCAUUGGAGGCUAAAAUGGAUCUGACGAGCGAGGGGACGCUGCAAGCGUUGCAGCCGCUGCAAGCUCUUAGACGACCGUUGCAGCGAGCCCUGCACACGGCGCUCACGGCGCUGGCGGCGAUGCAGCCUUCCAACUUGCAUCAGAUGCAGCAUCAACACGGCUACGAGCUGUGGUGCGCGGCGGGCUCGGCGGGCGCCCUGCGGCGGCUGGUGGUGCUGGCGCGCGCGUGCGGCCGCGGGGGGGACGCGCUGGGCCGGGCGCUGUCCCGGCUCUCCAUGCCCCACAAGCCGGACUUAUUGGAGGAGUGUGCGUUGCUGUGCGCACAGGCACCGGCGCGUGUGUGGGACGCACUGCCGCGCUGCUGUGUGGCGGCGCCGCACGGACGUGCCUGGCCUCUGUUCUUUGAAUAUGGUGUUGAGCCAAAAUCACUACGCUACGUGCCGGAGCCUCCGCCGUUCGCACAAUCCGAUAUAACGCCAUCUUUAGAUAUGGAUUCAAUAAGGUACAUGUAUUUGGGUGGGGGAAGACGUGCAGCGCGCUGGCGGCAGUGCGGGCGUUGUGGAGCCCGUGCCCUUGCUGCCGCACAGCCUUCACGACAUCCAUUACAGAGGGCGUACGAUGGACGUUUCGUGGCUGCAUGCAGGUGUGGUGGGAAGUGGACCCUGGUAUCGAACGUAUAAACUUAAAAUAGUCUUAAAUCAAUUGAUGUAAAUAUUAGGUAUAAAUAAAUGGAUAUUUUCUA
This is a messenger RNA of Vanessa tameamea, 2586 nucleotides long. RefSeq names its product mediator of RNA polymerase II transcription subunit 16 (gene MED16). Gene Ontology annotation, biological process: positive regulation of DNA-templated transcription. Lineage: Eukaryota; Metazoa; Arthropoda; Insecta; Lepidoptera; Nymphalidae. The record is from RefSeq and is a predicted model, not a curated record. The coding region runs from base 92 to 2524 and encodes 810 amino acids. The transcript has 20 exons. Gene Ontology annotation, cellular component: mediator complex.